AAUUUUUACGAAAGGACAUCCCUAAGAAAAUCUAGGGUGGAGCGUAAGGAGGAAGGCAAGGAGGAGUCGCAUUUUCGUGAAAAACCCCAAUCCUAAUCCUUAAACCCCAAAAUAGAAUCUUUUGCUGCGUGAUUCCUAAGGGCAAUCCUCAUCGGAGCCGGCGGCGGCGGCGGCGGCGAUGGGCUGCGCGACCAUCGUCAUCGUUGGGUUAUGAGAUCGCUUGCCAUUUCUCAUCUCCAUCUCAAAUCUGUAUUCUCUCUCCAUAGCUCUCUCAUGGCUUCCUCUUUCUCACAAACCAUUAAACCAGAUUUACCUGAACACCUCGAUGACCUUCUAUGCUCCAAUCAACAGCAGCAACAACGAGAGGAAUGCUCAUCUGUCACAAAAUCCGAUGAGCCAUCGCUUCUCUUGGGGUCGCCGAAUGGAUAUUUGAGUGGCGACUCGCGCAUAGAGCGAGCCUGGGCUCACUGGUCGAAGCUCGGCCGGCCGAAGUUGAUUGUGGCUCCGAUGGUUGAUAAUUCCGAGCUACCGUUCCGUUUGCUCUGCAGGAAAUAUGGUGCCGAGGCGGCGUAUACGCCAAUGCUACAUUCGCGGAUCUUUACCGAGAACGAGAAGUAUCGGAACAUGGAAUUUACCACUUGUCAGGAGGACCGCCCAUUAUUUGUUCAAUUUUGUGCCAAUGAUCCCGAUGUUUUGUUGGAAGCUGCUAGAAGAGUGGAGCCAUAUUGUGAUUACGUCGAUCUUAACUUAGGGUGUCCUCAGCGAAUUGCAAGGCGAGGAAAUUAUGGGGCUUUUUUAAUGGAUAACUUACCUCUUGUAAAAGCAAUAGUGCAGAAGUUGUCAUCCAAUCUUCAGGUUCCUGUAUCAUGCAAAAUCCGAAUCUUCCCUAACUUACAGGAUACCCUUAAUUAUGCAAGAAUGUUAGAGGAUGCUGGUUGCUCUCUUCUAGCUGUCCAUGGUCGCACAAGAGAUGAAAAAGACGGUAAGAAAUUCCGUGCUAACUGGAGUGCCAUCAGUGCUGUUAAAAACGCUGUACAAAUUCCAGUUCUUGCCAAUGGGAAUAUAAGGCACAUGGAAGAUGUUAACAACUGUUUGCAAGAGACUGGGGUCGAGGGUGUUCUUUCAGCAGAAACCCUUCUUGAGAAUCCUGCACUUUUUGCUGGGUUUCGAACUGCUGAAUGGGUAGAGGGCUGUGACGAAAAUUGCAGAGAUGGAAACCUGGAUCAAGCUGCGCUGCUGGUGGAGUACUUGAAGCUUUGUGAACAGUACCCUGUUCCGUGGAGAAUAAUCCGUUCGCAUGUACACAAGAUGUUGGGAGAUUGGUUCAAGAUUCAUCCACAUGUCAGAGAAGAUUUCAAUGCACAAUUCAAGCUCACCUUUGAAUUUCUUUACAUUAUGGUGGACCGGCUUAGAGAGUUGCAGGUAAAAAUUCCUCUUUAUCUCAAGGAUUCUCCUGCAUCUGAAAUUUCAUCCAACGGUUGAUUUGAUAGCUUGUUGAAUUAAGCUGAUUAAUAGGCUUACUCUUACUGGUCUUAAAUUAUAGAUUCUUUGGGAAAAUUAGAUUCAUUAUGUUGUUGUACCAUUAAUUUCCAGAUGAAAAUUUUCAUUCUUCAACGAAGAGAAGAUUUUGCAACUAUAGCUGCAAAUUUGUUGACCAAUUGAUUUUAUUAGGGAAGAAAUAGAGUGUCAACAGUACCGUUUGGUUUA
Molecule: messenger RNA, 1707 nt
Organism: Momordica charantia (bitter melon)
Lineage: Eukaryota; Viridiplantae; Streptophyta; Magnoliopsida; Cucurbitales; Cucurbitaceae
Product: FMN-linked oxidoreductases superfamily protein
Biological process (GO): tRNA processing
Molecular function (GO): flavin adenine dinucleotide binding; tRNA dihydrouridine synthase activity
Source: RefSeq, a predicted model, not a curated record